Phalaenopsis equestris is the source of this 1288-nucleotide messenger RNA. RefSeq names its product ankyrin repeat and protein kinase domain-containing protein 1-like. NCBI's taxonomy places the organism in Eukaryota, Viridiplantae, Streptophyta, Magnoliopsida, Asparagales, Orchidaceae. Gene Ontology annotation, molecular function: protein binding. The record is from RefSeq and is a predicted model, not a curated record. Bases 622 to 1152 code for a protein of 176 amino acids. The transcript has 3 exons.
UCCACGUCUGGCUUUGCUGAAAAUCGGAACGGAAGGCGGGGAAGUGGGAGGAAGCCUAGACAGGAAGGAUUCCGGCGACGUUAGGGUUUUUGUUUCUAUCUCUAAGCCGGUGAUAAAUCAUCGAUGCUCAAGCGGAAACCACCUCGAAUUCCGUCCGUUAGUCUCUUCUUGUGACUCCGAUCAGUCAGUCUUCUUUCAUUUUGUGUUUCCUCUUUGUUCUUCUUCGAUUGCCUCUCCUUUCCUGUUUCAUUCCAUUAUGAUCAUAUAUUCUUGUGUUAUGCGCUCAUCGUUCGCUGUUCCGAUCUCUGCACCUCGAAAUCUGCGUGUCUUUGGCCCUGGUUUGAAUCCGAUUGAGACCAACGGUAUUGGGAUCGGUUACGUUUCUCGUUAAUUCUUUGCUGUUGAAGAAUCACUGGAUCAUGUAAACGCUCCAUCUCCAUCUUGUUUCUAAGUUCUUUUUUAUGAGAUAUUAGGUGGUUUUUUUCAAUUGUGUGGAAAAUAUCUCAAAAUCUCUAGGGUUUCCUUGCUGCACGGGUAAUAAUAACAGGCGUUUUCUUUUAGAUUUUGAUACCCUGUUUUUUAACGCUUUUGAAUUGGAAAAUUUGGAAUAUUUUGCCUAUUAUGUUGCGAGAGCGGGAUGGACUGCCUCGGCGUCAACUGUCAAGCAGGCGCUCUUUUAAGCUAGAUGAUGUGAACAGAGAUGAUAGGGGCUGGACUCUGCUACACAUAGGUGCUCGGAUGGGUGACCUGAAAAAGGUGAAAUGUCUUCUGGAAGAGGGAAUGGAUGUGAAUAUUGGUGCGUGGGGCCCAAAAUCUCAGGGAGAGACUCCUCUUCAUCUUGCCGCUCAAGGAGGACACAUAAAGGUUAUGGACCUGUUGCUGGACAAUGGUGCAGAUAUCGAUGCUAGAACCAAAGGCGCUUGCGGCUGGACUCCGGUACACAACGCGGCCAAAUCAAGGAAGAAGGAAGCCAUAAAAUUCCUGAUAGAGAACGGAGCCUUCUUGCCCCCUGACAUGUACGACAGCAGAUUCAAUCCCCCGCUUCAUUACUGCCCCGGCCUCGAGUGGGCUUACGAGAUCCUCCGAAUGCAACAUCGUCACCACCUCUUCUCUGGUGAGACUGCUUCUACCUCCACCAACUCCGACAGCUGAACGGAACUAUUUCUUACUAUUCCGCUUCUGUUAAUCAUAUGCUCAUAAAUCUUCUGAACAUGGAACAACUGUUUUUCUUUUGUGUUUUUUGUUUUGUUGGGGACAAUGAUUAUGCUUUGAUAGAACCUUUUGGAUA